AUGCAUGCGAUCUGUUCCAGGGAAUUCCCCGAAUUCGGCCCCUGGGCCUUUGCCUCCUCUCCCGAUGACACAAAGCAGCAACAAGCCGACUUGCGCCUCUUUAUCAACAUGUGUCUUUACUUGCUGAAGUUGCUGGGCUGUCCCAUACCUCCACUAGACCCAGAAGACCUUCAAGCUGCAUGCAAAGCAAUAGCUGUGCCUGUAAGGGGUGGCAGGGACCUGCUGGAGGCCCCCAAGGAGUUUCCAAGCAGCACAAAGGCAGUGGGAAAUCGGAGAAUGUUCAUAAGGUCUAAAUAUUCCAGCAAAGAGUAUAGAGAGGGCCAGUUGGACCCUUGGGGGCCCCUAGAGUGUUCCUGGGGCCCCCGUACGCGCUAUGCUAUAGCCACUAGCAGCAAAGGAACUCCUCCUUCUUCGUCUUCACAACAUUCUGUGAAGCAAAAGAUUUGCAGUUUGUGA
Eimeria tenella is the source of this 456-nucleotide messenger RNA. RefSeq lists its product as uncharacterized. Lineage: Eukaryota; Apicomplexa; Conoidasida; Eucoccidiorida; Eimeriidae. The record is from RefSeq and is a predicted model, not a curated record. The coding region runs from base 1 to 456 and encodes 151 amino acids. The transcript is spliced from 2 exons.